GUCAAAAAAGGCUGUCGUAAUUUUUAUGUAAUAUUUUCGCCGCAAAUAACAAGUAGAAAAGAUGUUGAGCCUAAACUUCAUGACGGACAAGGAUAAAGAGGAGGCGGCCAAGUUGGAGCGGCGAAGGAUCGCCGAGGAGGAAAGAAAAAAGCGAAUCUUUGAUCCUAGAUGGAGGCUGUUUGGGAUUGACUCGCAAUAUUUGGAAAUGCAAAUUGCUGAAAACAAAAAACGAAGAGAGGAAGAGAAACGCAUCGACGAAGUGUUCAUAAACCAACUGAAGCACGCAGACGAGAUCGCUGUUGCUCUUGCAGAAAAGGACAGGAAGGAACGACAACAAAUUGAUAUCGAAAUCAACAAAUUCCGACAAAGUUACCAAAGACCAGAGCACAGCAGAGAAUUUGACCUGAAUGAUCCAAACCGCAUAAAGAAACAACUGCCAACUCGUAUCGACGACAACGAUCCACGUCUUGGACCCUCCUCAGCUCAAAAAUUCGAGGGUGAAGAUUUGGCUAAUCAAGAACGUAUCAAGGUACAACGUGAACAAUUAAAAGCGUGGCUAGACCAACAAUUGUCUGAAAAAAAACAAGCGAAGGAAGAUAGAAAAGUGGCUUUGGAUCAUUAUAGAGCAGCAGUCAUAUCCAGAGACAACAAAAUUCUGGAAUUAGCCGAAAUGGAAAGGAGUUGCAAGAGAAAAUUGGAUUAUGCCAUUCAGAAGUUCAACACUGCACUGGUUGAAGAAAGAAAGAUAAGGGACAAAGAACUUGACAGACAGACGAAACAAGAUAAUUUGGCAGAAAUUUACAAUGUGAUGACCAGUGACAUGCUGAGUGAAAAUCCAGGAGCUGCUGAUAGUAAUUUUGGACCAGGUAGAAAAAUUGCCUCCAUGUUCAAAGGAAUGACUAAAGAGCAAAAAAUGAAGAUGCGAAAGGAACAAAUGGAUCAAAUUUAUGAGAAACAAAAAUUAAAAGAAAUGGAAAAAAGAUUUGACAAAGAGUACGCAGAGUACUUUUUGGAAACGCAAAAAUCUGUCGACAUUUUGGAUAAAUUAAAUGAAAAAGAGAGAAUGAACAUCAUUUAUAAGAUGACUGAAGAAAAUAAAAAGUUGGCGGAGGAACAGAAGAAUAGGAAAGAAUACUUAUACAAAAUUGUGUACAAUAAUACUCCAACUGAAGAAUUCUACAAGCAAUUUAAUACAACUACAAGAUAAACUCUGUAUUAUAUAUUUUAUGCAUAUUUCACUUUGACCAAAUUAUUGCGAUAUAUUAUUUACCAGAUUCCAUUAUACUUUACAUUGAUAUUGUUUUUAACAAUAAAGAAAAUAUAACU
Molecule: messenger RNA, 1326 nt
Organism: Aethina tumida (small hive beetle)
Lineage: Eukaryota; Metazoa; Arthropoda; Insecta; Coleoptera; Nitidulidae
Product: RIB43A-like with coiled-coils protein 2
Exons: 7
Coding region: 62-1207 (381 amino acids)
Source: RefSeq, a predicted model, not a curated record